This is a messenger RNA of Echinostoma caproni, 339 nucleotides long. NCBI's taxonomy places the organism in Eukaryota, Metazoa, Platyhelminthes, Trematoda, Plagiorchiida, Echinostomatidae. The record is from the annotation of a GenBank genome assembly.
GCAAUGUUUCUUCAACUGAGCACGGCAAUCGGCGCAGCUAUAGGCGCAUCGUUAAGCCUUCUAGCCGCUGGUGUUGGUCUUGGUUCGCUAACGGCCAAAUGGAACAUACCAGUGCUGACCGAUGAUGUGAUCACCGGAUGCAUACUGCCGUUCACCGCUGGUGGAUUUAUUUAUAUCGCUAUGACAUCGGUUUUGCCCGAUCUGCUCGGAUCGGAACACGAAACCGGGGCAAAACGAACAUCACACUGGUUUCGUCGGUUCGCCCAAAGCCUUGCAGAAGUUAUCGCUCUAGUUGCCGGGAUUGCAAUGAUGGCCGCUCUGGGACUGUUUGAAGAGUAA